Messenger RNA from Aethalodelphis obliquidens (Pacific white-sided dolphin), 3458 nucleotides. It is a transcript of the gene GGA2, whose product is annotated as golgi associated, gamma adaptin ear containing, ARF binding protein 2. Gene Ontology annotation, biological process: protein localization to cell surface; Golgi to plasma membrane transport; intracellular protein transport. Bases 26 to 1888 code for a protein of 620 amino acids. The transcript has 17 exons. Gene Ontology annotation, molecular function: ubiquitin binding; phosphatidylinositol binding; small GTPase binding. The record is from RefSeq and is a predicted model, not a curated record. Lineage: Eukaryota; Metazoa; Chordata; Mammalia; Artiodactyla; Delphinidae. Gene Ontology annotation, cellular component: trans-Golgi network.
CGGCCUCGGCUGCGGGGCUGGGCCUAUGGCGGCGACGGCGACGGCGGUGGCGGUGGCGGCGGGGGCCGGGGCCGCGGCGGGGGCCGAGUCGGCCGAGGGGCCCCCGGGGCCGGCGGCGGCGCUGGAGCUGUGGCUCAAUAAAGCCACAGACCCAAGCAUGUCAGAACAGGAUUGGUCAGCUAUUCAGAAUUUCUGUGACCAAGUGAACACUGAUUCCAGUGGCUCAACCCAUGCACCUUGGCUACUGGCCCACAAGAUCCAGUCUCCACAAGAGAAAGAAGCUCUUUAUGCCUUAACGGUGCUGGAGGUGUGUGUGAACCACUGUGGGGAGAAGUUCCACAACGAGGUGGCCAAGUUCCGCUUCCUGAACGAGCUCAUCAAAGUGUUGUCCCCAAAGUACCUAGGCUCCUGGACCACAGAAAAAGUUAAAGGAAGAGUCAUUGAAAUACUCUUCAGUUGGACAGUGUGGUUUCCAGAAGACAUCAAGAUCCGAGAUGCUUACCAGAUGCUGAAGAAACAAGGAAUCAUAAAGCAAGAUCCUAAACUACCAGUGGAUAAAAUCUUGCCCCCACCUUCUCCCUGGCCCAAGAGCUCCAUCUUUGAUGCCGAUGAAGAAAAGUCAAAGCUUCUGACAAGGCUUCUGAAGAGCAACCAUCCUGAGGAUCUUCAGGCUGCAAACCGGCUGAUCAAGAAUUUGGUCAAGGAGGAACAAGAAAAAUCAGAAAAGGUGUCCAAGAGAGUCAGUGCUGUGGAGGAGGUACGGAGCCACGUGAAGGUGCUGCAGGAAAUGCUGAGCAUGUACCGCAGGCCAGGGCAGGCCCCGCCAGACCAGGCAGCCUUGCAGGUCGUGUAUGAGAGGUGUGAAAAGCUGCGGCCCACCCUGUUCCGGCUGGCAAGCGAUACCACCGACGAUGACGAUGCGCUCGCGGAGGUUCUCCAGGCAAAUGACCUCCUCACCCAGGGAGUUCUGCUGUACAAACAGGUGAUGGAGGGCCGUGUCACCUUUGGGAACACAGUGGUCCGCUCUUUGGGAGACAUACCUGUCUCCAGAGUCUUUCAGAAUCCAACAGGCCGCAUGAAGAACUGCCCCCUGAUUGACUUGGAGGUGGACAGUGGAUCCGAGCAGGCUGGGACUGUGGCUCCAUCUUUACUGCAUCACGACCUGGCAGCCUUAGGGAUCAGUGAUGGCCCAGUUACCAAAAAGGUUGCGAGUCAGAAUUGCGGUCAGGAAAAGAGGAACCCUACCACCAGCACACUGCCGGGUGGUGGUGUCCAGAGCCCUUCUGCAGAAAGGAACUUGCUGGAUCUCCUCUCCCCACAGCCGUCUCCGGGACCUCUGAAUUAUAUUCCGCAGAAAAGUAUCCCCAGGGAAGUGCCACCAGGUACUAAGUCCUCUCCAGGUUGGUCCUGGGAGGCUGGCCCAUUGGCUUCUUCUCCGUCUUCCCAGAAUACACCUCUGGCUCAAGUGUUUGUCCCUUUGGAGUCUGUUAAGCCCAGCAACCUGCCUCCUCUUAUCGUGUAUGACCGGAAUGGAUUCAGAAUUCUGCUCCACUUUUCCCAGACUGGGGCCCCUGGCCACCCAGAGGUACAGGUGCUACUGUUGACCAUGAUGAGCACGGCCACCCAACCUGUCUGGGACAUCAUGUUUCAAGUAGCUGUGCCAAAGUCAAUGAGAGUGAAACUACAGCCAGCGUCCAGCUCCAAGCUUCCUGCUUUCAGUCCUUUGAUGCCUCCAGCAGUGAUCUCUCAGAUGCUGCUGCUUGACAAUCCACACAAAGAGCCCAUCCGGUUACGGUAUAAGCUGACAUUCAACCAGGGUGGACAGCCUUUCAGCGAAGUAGGAGAAGUGAAAGACUUUCCAGACCUGGCAGUCUUGGGUGCAGCCUAACUCCUCACUGGACAGACCCUGCCAUUCAAGCUUAGGCCAGUGUUACUUUUGCUGUCUAGAUAGGACUAAUCACAGUGAUGUAGUGCAGAGUGCCAAGAGUUCUAUCCUGACAUCAGGCUCUGGAUGCCAACCUCUGACUUAUUCUGCAGAUAUUGUGUGUGUGUGUGUGUGUGUGUGUGUGUGUGUGUGUGUGUGUGGCCCGGGGGCUGAGGGGCAGGGAUGUGGGCGGUGUGGGAAAUGCUAAAGCAUUUCUGAUAACCAUCUGCUACGAUCAUAUCUGGUUUUGCAUGUUGGUGGACACUGAUGUCCCUGCCUCAAGUUGGAGGUUUUAUAAGCCAAAGUUGUUGUUGUUGUUUUCCAUGUAUUAUUAUCUUUUCAUUCAUCACUCUGUGCCUUGUCAGCCUUUGAAAGACUUGGUUGCUCCCAGGCUGCUGUUCUCAGGGACCUUUAAAGGGACCUGGUUGGUCUUGGGGCAGAGUGUCUUCUGGGACACUCUCUUCCAAGAAAGACCUUGUCUCCAUUUCCAUUAGCGAAUGCUGCUUGCAUGUGUUCAGGAAGAUCUUCUAAAUGGAAUGCUUGUUGCACUGUGUUCUAGGCGAGGGGCUGCCACUAGACCAGAGGACCGCGCUUGGUGGGCCAAUCAUGUCCUUCACCACUGUGCCUUAGAAUUGCCCAUAGAUGGACCCUUCAGGGCAGAGGGGAAAGCAGAUCCCAGGCCUUAUUCAGGCCUCAGGUUCCAUGGGUCGGGCAGCCUGUCUGGACCCUUCCUCAGGACCCUCAUCUCCAUCCUCAUCCUCUUUCACCACAAGCAUUUACCCAGAGCUCUUUGAUUGUGACACCAUGCCAGUCGUUGUAAAUCAUAACUAACAGGUUCGCCCUGGCCUGUUGACUUCACAAUCCAGGAUGAAGAACUGUGAUGCAAAUGAGAUACGAAGUGAGUUUAGCAAUGAAAAGUGAUGACUAAAUACAGAAAGUCAUUGAAUAAAUACCCGUGUAGCAAAUACGCUUUGUGGAGUUUUGAGUAAGUAGGAGAUGCAAAGCCUGUUGCAUUUAGAGAUAAUAGGCUUGAAGGGAUCAUUCAUCUGUUGAAGUAAGGAAGACUUCCUGAGGGAUGUGGAACCUUAAGAACUGCUUCAGUGAAGAGAAGCCCUGAGGAUCUGAAUGAAGCUGGAAGAGAGGUGGAUUCUUGUUACAGUCAUGGUGUGAAGGAAGAAUUCAGGCCUGCAGUCAGUUAAUACUGAGCACCUACAAUGUGCUAGGCAUGUGUGCAUGUUUUACAAGUCUUGCUUGGCCUGAUGGAUGGGUGAAGAGAGCUGAGCCUGGCUGAGAUGGCCUGAUGAAGGAUGCAAGAUCCAAGCAGCUCACCUGUCUGGGUAGGAUUCUGCCUCAGAAACUGCAAGGCUCUGUUUGGGGCUCUUUGUCACAGGAUCUGGUACUCUACAGUCUGAUCUUUUACCUGCUACAUAUAGUUGGAAAUGUGCCAGCACUAUGGUGGGGAUGAGAGCUGUAAAAAAUCAAGGUAUGUCACUUUUAAAGCAAAUGUGAAAACUCAUAAAACAGAUAAAUGAUG